Molecule: messenger RNA, 999 nt
Organism: Schizophyllum commune H4-8
Lineage: Eukaryota; Fungi; Basidiomycota; Agaricomycetes; Agaricales; Schizophyllaceae
Exons: 3
Coding region: 184-999 (271 amino acids)
Source: RefSeq, a predicted model, not a curated record
UAGGUGCUUGCGCAGACCUAGCUACGCAGCGUCGGCUUCUAUCGUACAGCCUCGGGCGCCAAUCUACGUGCACAGCGUGGGCCUUUCUCAACGCGCCAACAUUGAUCACAGCAGUCCCGGGAAUGCCUUAAAUACGGCGCUUGCGAUGCUGUAGGUGAGUCAACUUGCUGUUCUUCCACAACCAUGUCGCAUCGAGGGAAUCGCGCCUACGACUACACUCUACAGCCUGAGCUGAACCUAAACUCUCUACAGCAGUACGGCUAUGCCUAUGACGCGGGGGCGCAGAGCGACACCAGCAGCCCCUACAGCACAUACGCACCCCUCGAACCUCAUCAUCCGGUGGCAAGCACGAGCUCGUCCCCAGUACACGGCUACGGUGUCACUCGCUCGCCACCCAGAGCGCGUCAAUACAUCCCACGACCCCUCGAUUGGCGGCCGGACUUCAUCGCCCAUGCAGGAGCGACAACGUCGCAGAAGGGGAGGAACAUAACGAUCACCCACGACCCGACGCCUAGGGAUCUACUAGACAUUCUUGCCCACAAGUUACCCCAUCCGCCCAUCUGUCAUGAUCUGCGUUUCCCUCCCAUGCACGCCCGAUGCAUACAGCUGUCUCGACCUACGCAGCUGGGUCCAUUGACGCCUAGCGACCUGAUGCGAUCCGCGACUCAGCCACCAGUGGCACAUAUGCGCCUCUACCACUAUCGUUUGCCGUGGUAUAUCGACAUCGUCGGGGCGGCGGGCAGAGCUGUCACCGUCCAUGAUGUUCUGACUCAGUUACACACUCAUCUGAGUGUUGCAUUGCGUGUGGAAGAUGUAGACAACGAAGAGCUAUGCGACGACGACCGAGAUGAUAUUCGCAGGGCUUGCUGGCGUCGUUGCGGCGCAAUGCAGCCAGACAAGUUGCGGCGUGUGGACUUUCUUUGCGAGCUCACCGUAUUCGAGGGCCUCAUGCGGAACGUUGAGGACGGGACUUGGGAAAUGGUUCUCCGGAGCCAGUAG